Molecule: messenger RNA, 300 nt
Organism: Loa loa (African eye worm)
Lineage: Eukaryota; Metazoa; Nematoda; Chromadorea; Rhabditida; Onchocercidae
Exons: 3
Source: RefSeq, a predicted model, not a curated record
GCAGUUUAUAUCGUUUAUGAACGCAAAAUAUUAAAGCAAAAUAAAUGGUUCAAAAAAGCUGUGACACCGCUUAUUUUUUAUUUCCUACCGAUUACAGUUAUAGAUAUUCCAAUUGCAGCGACUGCUAUUGCUUUAUUCAUUGGUAUGGACUAUAAAAUUAUAGGAAUUAUAUCAUUAAUUAAUAAUAUUUCCUUAAAGAUUCGUACAACAGUGAUGGUUUCAUGUACAAUUUUCGUUUUACCACCAUUUCGUAAAGCUUUAUUUAAUUUAUUGGGUAUUAAACGUCAUCAAAACAUUGCU